AUGGGGGACUCAAAGCUCUGCCUUUUGCUGCUCCUCAGUACAUCUGCCUUGACUUUUGCACAAGAUCGUUAUCAACCAACCUGUCUCUUGGCUCAAAGGUACAAGAGCCUACACAAGUAUGAAUACCAAUAUGAAGCUGAAUCUCUGAAUGCCAUCAACGGAGCCUCACAUCUCAAGAAUGGACACAAGGCUUCCUGCAAGGUUGAAAUUGAAGUGCCUCAGACUUGUAAUUUCAUUGUACGCACUACUGGCUGCAGGCUGAGUGAAGUUGUUGACACGGACGCACAGGGUAACCCUGUGUUUGCCAACAGCCCCAGCUCUGAUGCCUUCGCUGCUGAAAUGGAAAAGUAUCCCCUGAGGGUCGUGAUUGAGGGUUUGUAUGAUGUGAAACUGUACCCUGAGGACGGUGAAACAACAACUGUCCUGAACUUUAAGAGGGGUAUCAUCUCUGCACUGGCUGUUCCUGUGCUGGAAGAAGACAAGAACAAGAAUAUGCCUACAAUUCAUGGCAACUGCAAGACCCACUACACAGUCAAUGCUAGAGAAGACAUUGCAACUGACGUCAGCCUAAACAGGGAUCUGUCCAGAUGUGACAAAUUUGUCCCAAUGAGAGAUCACACCAGCCCCUUGGCUCUUAUCACCGGCAUGCACUACCCUCUUGCUCAGCUGAUCAGAAGCUCCCAAAGCUGCAAUUACAGGUUUGACAAUGAGAAAAAACACAUGACCUUUGGGUCCUGCACUGAGAACCACAUCCUCAUUCCCUUCUCAUAUAAGAGAGAAUAUGGAGUUGCCAAUGUUGGAAAGCAAGAGCUCACCCUGGUUAAAGUUUCUCCUCACAAUGACAGAAUCUUUGUUCACGGUGUCCUUGUCAAGGAUCUCCACAUGGAGGCUGUUGAGGACAAGAGUUUUGUACAGGAUAAAGAUGCAGUUCUGAAUCUCCUGAGAGAACUGGACACUCUGCCUGAGAACGAGGGUGAGAAGAGGGCUCCCCUGUUCCACAAGCUUGUCUCAACGGUCCGUGGAAUGAAAACAGAAACCUUGAGCGCGGCACUCCCUGAGGCUCUUGCGGUGUCCCGAGUCCUCACCUACCAGGUACUGGCUCAGUGUGGAACUCCUGAAUGCAGCAGUGCCAUCAUGAAGAUCCUCAGGACCUUUGACACCAACGCUCUUGAGGUUGAUGCGACUGUCUUUGCUUUGGGACUCGUGUCCAAUCCUUCUGCACUCUUGAUCCACGAUAUGCUUGAGAUGGCCAAAUACAAACCCAGCAAGCCUGUCAUGUAUGCUCUGAGCAAUGUUGUAAAGAGGUUUUACAAAUCUGAAGGAAAGCAAAUUCCUGAGAUUCACUCUGUUGCUGAGUUCAUGGCUUCCCAGUUGGGUGACUGCUCUGGAGACAAAGACAAAACUUUUAUGACACUCAGGGUUAUUGGAAACAUGGCUCCAGCUGUGGUACCUGCUAGUCCAGCACUCAGGACUGCUGUGAUCAACUGUGUGAACAAACCUACAGCUUCUCUGGCCGUGCAACAAGCUGCAAUUCAAGUGUACAGGCUGACCCCUCUCCCUGAAGAGGGCAGAGAGGAGUUUAUGCAGGUUCUUCUGGACAGCACUAGUCCCAUGCAAAAACGUAUUGCUGCAUAUCUGGUACUUAUGAAGAACCCUCAGCUAAGUGAACUUGCCCGGAUGGUGAAUGCCUUGCCUAAUAUACAGGACCAACAAGUCAAGAGCUUUGUCAUCUCCCACAUUACCAACAUUUUGUCCUCAUCUGGGUCAGAGACUCAAGCGCUGAGACAGAAGCUUCAGGAUGCCAUUCAGGGUAAUGAGAUUGGGCCCAUUAUGGACCCCACAAAGUUCUCUCGCAACUAUAAGUUUGGAUCUUUGGAGGGCAAUAUGAUCUUUGAGGGUACAAGCUACCUGCCCAAGGAGGUCAUGCUUGAAAUGACUCUCAAGGCAUUUGGCUAUGACAUUGACAUGGUGGAGAUCGGUAUGGAGGGGACAGGAUUUGAGCCGACUGUUGAAGCUUUGUUUGGAGAAAAUGGAUUCUUCCCUGACACUGCCAUGCAGACUAUGUAUUUUGUGUCUGACAACAUGCCACAAAGAAUCCGCGAAGUCAUGCAGAACGUGAUCCCUGCUUUCAAGACAGACCGGAUAAAUAGACAGGUAUUUCAGAACCUGAUGAAGGAGAUCGGACAAAAUCUCAACAAACUGGUGAGAGAGCUGAAGACCAUGCAGUCUCCAGAGGCAAUGGUUUAUCUGAGACUUUUGGGAAAUGAGCUGGGAUAUCUGAAUACUAAUGAAAUGGAGGAGAUAGCCUACUCUGCUGCUACGAUGAUCAACAACAUGUUAAAGAUGUUCCCAACUGAUAUUCUAUUAUACGUGUGUUUUUAUUUUCCACAGUUAAUUAGAGCACUAAUGGUGAACUCUGACAACACAAUCUUUGCCCACUACAUCUUCAUGGACAAUGAGUUCUUCCUGCCUACUGUCACCGGUGUGCCUCUGAGGAUUGCACUCUCUGGUACUUUUACACCCGGUAUCAAGGGUGGACUGAGGAUUGCUCGUGACAUGAGUGAAGUGACCUUCAUGCCCUCUGCUGGUAUUGAGUUUGCAACUCAGAUUGGCUCUCACAUCCCUGAAUAUGUCAACUCUGGAUUAGAAAUGCACACCAACUUUUUCCAUGAGAGUGGCCUGAAUGCCAAGAUCACCUUUGGUCGUGAUAAUAUUAAGCUGACCAUCCCUGCUCCAACAAGUCCAACAAAGCUCAUCAAAAUUACAAACAACCUUGUGGCUGUGACGGGAUCGGAGGUGAAGACCAUCCCUCCAAUCGUGAGGGACAAGGUUGAUGUUAGUGAGUGUAGUCCUGCCUUUGUGGGAAUGAAAUACUGCACUGCUCUGCAAUACAUUGACGCUUCCUCUCAGGAGACAGUGCCCUACUUCCCCCUCACUGGAGACAGCAAAUAUGUUGUGGAGCUGCACCCAACUGGUGAAGUUUCAGAGUACACAGCGACUAUUGCCUAUGAACUCCUCAGCGAGGGAGACAAUGGCCGGCAGAAAGUUGAUUCCUUGAAGUUUAUUCUAAAAGCUGACGGUGCAGAGCCAACUGAAGCCAGAGCAGUCAUGAAAUAUAACAGAAGGAGGCAUGUCAUCAGUGCCGACAUCCAGAUCCCUGACUACGAUGUGGAGGCUGGAGUUAGGCUGGGUGUUGUGGAUGGAAACACAAAGGGCAGAGGAACUCACACCAUCUUUCUCGAUUUUUUAAACAAAAAUGUUCCUCAGCUCUCCCUGGUUGGUCGUGCCAAUCUAAAAGCCAUGAAGGAAGGUAUGCUCCAAGUCCAACUUGUGGUCCCAUCAAUCAGUGCUGAAGCUACUGUCACAGCUACAAUGAAACGUGAUGAAGAAGUGGAACUGGAGCUUGAGAGUGAAAUCAAGGUCAUGGAUGCCAACUCUCAACAGAAAAUCAAUAUCAAAUAUGACGCCACAAAAAUUGAGGUUGAGGUCAAGUCGGAUGUGAACGCUAAGACCACCAUGUUGCCUAAGGGCGACUUGAUUAAAAAUUAUGGCAAUGAUCUUCUUGACAUGCAAGUGGGACAAACUGACAUGAAAGUUCGUCAUAUCUUCAAGAAGUUUGUGGAGGCAGCAAACAAUUACAUGGAAAAGUAUGGUGCUGAUUUCCCUUACAUUCGGAACUUCAGAUUGCCUGACAUGCCAGAGAUUUCCCUACCAGAGACACUAUUCCUGAAUACUGAGGCAACGGCCAUCUAUUACAUAAACAAUAAUCGCUUCACAAUUGCUAUCCCUGUGCCACUUGGAGGAAAGUCAAAAGAAGAGCUUAACUUCCCUCCCUUGUUUGGUAGAGCUGAGGUUUCAACAGUGAUGAAAAGCAACUUAUAUGACACAGAGGUCUCUGUGGCUUUCGGCGUAGACCAAGAAGAAUCACAAAGCUACUCAGCCAACUUUGUCAUCAAAGGAACCUCCCCAAUUGACAUUCUUUCAAUAAAGCUUGAAGGCUCAGGAAAAGUCGCCACUACCGAUUCCAUCAAAGCCCAAUUUGAAAGUUCUUUGGCCCACAAAUUCGUUGAAGCCAGGAUUAGCAUUGUUGAAGAUGCAAUCAUCUCUGAUGCAAUUCAUUUGAAAACAAACACCAAGAUAGAAGCCAGAAGUCCACUUGGUCUCAGUGUUGUCACAGAGCACACUGGUAUGGCUGGAAUAAACCAUGAGGAAAUGUCUGUUGACAACAAACUUCAGGUGGCAUUUGAAGCUGGACCCAUUUAUGGCAGGACUCUCUCACUCCAGUCCUUAACCAUCUUCCCAUUCAGGCCAGAAGUAAAGUUUGAUUCUAAUUUUCAGGUAGAUUCCACACUUGUUAAGGCCCUGAAUGUAAUUACAGGAACCUAUAUCAGUGGGGAAGUCUCAGUUGUGUCUAACACCAGUGCCUUUGAUGUCAUCACUCACAAUGCUGAGCUUUCUAUCAGAGAUAGCAGAGUGAAACUGAUAUGUGCUGCAAAUGCCCUUGCUUUUGGCAUGAAGAUGCAAAAUCAGAUGGAAGCCUCUGCUGGUGCUGGUGAAGUCAUCUUGAGGAUGGAAACAAACACAGACCACUCUGAAAAUCAUGUUUACUCUUUGCUGACCGCCUCUCUUGAUGUCAAUGGUCUGGCUAUAAAUAGUGAUGCCAAUGUGAAGCUUCUUGAAAAUGAGGCUACUCAUAAGGUCAUUCUGAGAAUGAAUAAAGAUGGUUUCACCACAAAAGGAACAACUACUCUCCAUAGCCCGCUGUCCAUGGAAAACACCUUUGAUGCCGAGGUUGAUGCUACAAGAGCUACUCUAUCCAUUACCAACAGGGCUGCGAUGUAUGAAAUCAAGGUUGACAACACCAACAAUUUGACCAUAACUCUCUCCGGCCUUAACUUCAACUCAAAGGCUGAAGCCUCUGCAAGGGAUUAUGCCUCUUACACUCAUGAUAUCACCUUCGACCUGAACCCCCACAGUGUUUCUUCAAAUGUUAACAACAAUCUAAAUCUCCUGAGUGCUAACUUUAUUAAUCAGGCACAGCUGCAGGCAGGGCUUGGCAAGCUGGAUCUGAGUGGAGUUUUGAAAGCCAACAAUGGUGAAGAAGAGCUCAAGCACACCUAUCAGAUCAGUUAUGGUGACAUGAGUGCUAAUGCAAAGUGCAGCACCACUGGAAAAUUCCUUGGAACUCACAUGAGCCACAACACUGAAGUUGAAGUUGUCGGCCUUGCUGCCAUGAUUACCAAUGAUGUCCGCUUUCACUCACAACCGGUGCGCUUAAGCCACACUGUGCGUUGCAAUAUUGCUCCUUUCGAUUUCAACUUGGAUGCCAUAUUGAAUGCUGAAGGAGAUAUGGCCAUUUAUGGAAGAGAGAGUGCCCAGAUCUACAAUAAGUUUCUCUUUAGAGCUCAGCCCAUGGUUCUUGCCAGCUCAAAUGAAGGCAGGGCAUCCGUAACCCAUCAACUGAAUAAUGGCUUUUCCCUUGAGACCACAUUUGACAACAAGAUGGUUACUACUUUGUCACUCCAAGAGCAAAAGACUAGUUUUAAAUUCAAGUCUAAAAUGAAUGAGCACACCUUUGAUCAGAACAUAGAAGUUUAUAACACUGCUGAGACAACUGGAAUUGAGGUUUCUAGUACAAUCGUUACAAACAUUAUUAACACAGCUUCCACAGACAACCAGGAGUUCACUGUCUCUGGCUUACUCAAAUAUGACAAGAAUACAGAUAGUCACAUAAUUCAGAUUCCAAAUCUGCUUGCCCUCCUGGAACACAUCAAGGGAUUUUUUGUGAAUGUUGCAGAUGCACUGCACCACUACAUCAACAAUGAUAGUAUAAGAGCUAAAGUUGAGGCUCUUCCGCAACAUAUAAGUGACCUACUUACUGAAUUGAAUAUAGAAGGCAAGAUAAUUCAACUGAAAGAGUUUUUCAGUCAUUUAAUUCAGAAAUAUACUAUCUCCAUGAAUGAUGUGGAAACAUUUUUGAGGAACCUAAAUGUUACUAUUAAGAAACUACUAGCUAAUCUCUCUGUUUACAUCCAGAACUUUGUUGAUGUGGUGAAUGAAACUAUUUUUAGUGGCAAUUUCCCUGAAACCACCAUUCAAGCGAUCCAGGAAUGGCUGAAUAACCUUAAUGAGGAAUAUGAUAUCGAGCCCAUUAUUGUAUAUGCAACUGAAACCAUAGGAGAAAUCAUUCAAGUGUUUGACUUGGAAAGACUAAAGGGCAGCAGCUUUGCAUUCCUACAUGAUAUUGCUGGCAAGGAUGAAAUCAAAGCCAAACUACAGUCAAUCCUCAGAGGUAUAAAAGAAACAUUGGAGAUUUUUGUUGCUGAGCUAAAGAGCUUCACGUCAUCCUUAAAAGCUCAUAUCGAGUUAUUAACCAGCUACAUUCCCACGAACAUUGUCAGCCCCAUAACAGAUUUUAUUCAGAAAAUUAUUCAGGACUUUGAUAUUGUAAAUAAGAUUAACACAAUAACUUCCAAACUAAGUGAACUGAUUGCAAAGCUUGAGGCUGACAAAAAUUUUCAAGCAAUCUUAGAUAAAGCUGUGGAGGUCGUGAAAAAGAUCAAGAUUGACGAAACCAUCACUAAUCUCGCUACUGACAUAAUAAAAUGUUAUCGUUUUUUAAUGGAUUCCACUGAGUUUACUAUCUACCACUGGAAAACAACUGAAGUAAAAGAAAUAAUUCAGGAAAUUAACAUGUUUAUUGAAAUGAUUGUGGAAGAGCUUAAAUCAUUUGAUUAUAACAACUUACAGCAGUUUGUUGAUCUGUCUGUAUGGAUCAUGAAUGAGAUUAUUAGAAAACCUGAAAUUCUUCAACUACUUGGGGCAAUAAGAGAUUUUGUCAAUGCGGUGUUAUUGUCUGUUCGAGACCUUUCAGAACACUUAAGAGAAAUCAAAGUAGCUGAAGUUUUUAAAACUCUAAUGGAUAUCUUCGAUGAAGUUGUAAUUAUUGAACUUAUUGAUUUAAUUUUAAACUUUAAGAUUAGCAUGUUUGACAUGGAUGCUUUCUUUGGAGAUUUGACGAUGAACUACUUUCCUUCCAUCCCUGAGGUAACCCUCCCAGAGAUCACUCUUCCUCAGAUCUCAUUCCCCAAAAUUCCACAAGUUCCUACAGAAAAACUUGCCAAGUUUCUUCAAGUCCCUGAAAUAAGCUUGCCAACCAUUCCAACUGAAAUUGUAGCCCCAUCUUUUGGUAAACUCUUUGGUGAACUCAAACUCCAGACUCCCAUCUACACAAUGGAGACAUCUGCUGAGUUUAAGAACGCAACUGAGAAUGCAAUGACGCCUCAAUUCAAGGGAUUUUUCACUUCCAUUGGAAACUCUCCAAAUGUUGACAUUCUCAAUUACAAACUAGAUUCCACUGCUCGCAUUGCAAUCCCAAAAAUGAGACGUGUUGUCUUUGGAGAGACAGUAAAGUUCAGGCACAAUUUUCUUGGAGCUGAACAUCAGGCAUCUGUGACUCUCUAUGGCCUAUCAGCUCAGGCCCAAGCAAAGACUGAAAUUAAGGUCACUACUAGACCUUACACUUCUACCUUUGUAAACACAGCCUUUAUUGCUAGGGAAGGGGGAAUGACUGCUUCUCUUGAUACAACAUACACACAUUUAGUGGACAUUCAAUUUGACAAGAAUGUCAUUGCCAGUAAUGAGGUAGCUCUAAAACAGAAAUCACUUGUUCGCCAAGAUGGCUACACGCUUACUCUAACAGCUGACAAUACAGGAACGUUUAAUGGUGAUGAUAGCCACAACAGCAAGUUAGAGUUGUCAUUUACUCCCAGCAUUGUCACCAUAUCUUUCAGUGGUGACACAGACUGUUCCAUGUUAAAGAUGAAACAACAUAUUAGUGCUGAAGUUAGCACAUUUUCCUACUUCAAGUUUAACGUUCGCAAUGAAGCAGAAGCACCAAUUAUUAAGAACAGUCUUUUUGUUGGAUCUGGAUAUGCAAACCUUCAUGACAUGAAGGUUGAGUUGAAAGCAAACAAAGACACAGAACUCUAUGGUGCAGUCACUGGUAGACUUUCCAAUGCAAUAAGCGUUAUAGCUCACCCUGGUGAGUUUUUCUUUGACUUUCAAAACAAAGGAAAUGUUAAGGUCAACAGUUUUGAAUUUUUGACUGCUAAAAUAGAACUACAGAAUGAUUACUUGGCCCACAUCAGUCCUGACAGUCAAAAGAUGAAUACAGUCAUUCUGACUCGUUUUAACCAGUACAAAAUCUUGUACAACUUCACUCUUGAAAAUAAUGUAAAUGAAGUUGGAAUCUUCGCUGCCAUGGAAAGUGAGGCCAGUCUUGACUUUCUGAAAUACCCCAUCAGUAUUCCUGAGAUUGAUCUGCCUUUUGUUGACUUUCAUACUCCUGCCAUCAAUGAUCUGAACUUGUAUGAUCAGGCUGGAUUGGACAACAUUUUGACUACCACUGACCAGUCUCUGGAUGUGAAUACUAAGAUUGUUUACCAGAAAAGCAAGGCAGCCCCGCUUGCUGAUAUGAUGGGCUUGAUCCAAAUUCCCUGUGUGGGCAAUCUAAUAACAGAACUGUCUGUCAAGUCUGCCAUUAUUAAUCUGAUUGCUAAUGCCAGAAUGUAUACAGAAGAUGAUCUUGUGUUCCGUAUUGAAGCUACCACAACCUCUAUGUUUGAGGACCUUCAAGUCAAACUUGCUGGCACUACUAGUCUUACCACCAAGAGGGGAUUCAAGAUGGCUAACUCCCUGUCCCUAGAAAACACUCGUAUUGCAGGAACUCAUGACAGCACCAUCAGUCUGAGUGCUGAUACUUAUGAUACUGAAGUCUCUGUGGCAACAAUUGCAAAUAUUGCCCUGCCAAUACUAAACAUGCAAGCAAACCAAAAACUGGAUGCAGACACAAAAACCAAAGCAAAUGCCAUUUCCACCUUGAGGAUAAGUGGUAAUUUGAAUAUUCCUGUGAUCAAAACUGUUGGAAGGGCUGAGGCAGACCACAGUCUGAAGCUUGAAGGGACCUCUGAUUAUAUUUCCAUGGAGUCCUCUACUAGAGCAAACAUGGAUGGCACAGUCUAUGAGGACUACCUUCUUUAUGGAUUGCUAGAUAACGAAGCUAAUGUGUUCCUGAAUAAAGACGCCCUGCGCUCAACUUCUAAAGUUAUUAUUGAUACCAAGUUUAACCAUGGUACAACCAAAGUCAUUGAUAUGGAUGUAAAUGAGAAUCUUUCCAUUGAAGCCUCCAUGAGCCAUUUGUAUGCAGUGCUGAAGUAUACUGGAAACAAUGAGGCAAACCUGUUCAACUUCAAUACCAAAGGGAAGCAUAUUGCCCAAGCCAAAAUGGAUUUUGCACCAGCCUCCUCCUUGACUGUUGAUAUUGACAUUGACGUGUCUCAGCCAACCAACAUGGGUGACUUUGGUCUCUCUGAGAAGACUGUUGUUGAAGUAACAGCUGCCAAGCAGCACAUCUUUACUAAUUCUACGCUUGUCAGCCCACUGUACACUACAAGCAUGGCAGCUGAAGUAGAAAGCCGUGCUCCUGUCAUCAGAGCAGUUGCUAAGUCCUCUGCAACCUCUGCUUUUGUGAUCUUGGAAUACAACAUGGAUGCUUCUUCUACUGUAAACUUUGAGAAUGAAGCUUUCAACAUGAUUAGCCAAAUCACACUGACACAUGCUGACCUGACUGUGAAUGCCAACCAUGCCAUUAUGCAAGCUAUGAGGAGCAAUUGUGAUUUCAAUAUUUCCUUUUGUUCCAGUGUUCAACAACAUGCACUGAAUGUGGACUUCACCAGUCAUACUUUCACUGAUGUGAACCUUCAAUAUGCUACACGCAGCAAUGGUAUCAGUGCCUCAGUAUCUUCUCCAGCCACUGGCCUUCUGGGCCUUCAGUUCAGUCGUGCGGUCCCAUCCCAGAUGAGUGCAAAAGUCUAUGGCCGUUACCCUUCUGCCCCAGAGGUUGAUGUUGACAUCUUGGUCAUCAGAUCUACUCCCAAGGAUAACGACAAGAUGAAUCUACAGAUUGUUUACAACAUGGAGACACCCACAGCAAUACUCUCUCUGAUCAAGAUGAGACUUCCUUCCAUAAUCUCAACAUUCAAAGAGUUUACUGACAAGUAUCAGUUCACAGGGUACAUGGAGAUGUUAAAGGACUCUGUCAUUAACCACAUCAAUGAAGUCUAUAAUGCUGCAACCAAUUAUGAUGUUCAAAUGAGCCAGCUUUCAAUUUUGUUCAGGAACAUAAUUGUACAAUACCAGAAAACUGUCCAGGUCUUCCUAAAUGCUGUCAUUAAGGUCUUAAGGGAGACCAGGUUCAAAGUGCCUGGGUCAGAUGAGUUGACCACUCUCCCUGAGGUCUUAAAGAAGCUAACAAGCAGCAUUGCUGCUAUGCUAGAAGCAACCAUUCAGAUUAUCUAUGAGAACAUGGAGGCUGCCUAUAACUUUUUUGUUGAAAGGUUGAGCAAUGUGAAAAUGCAGAUGCCGGUUGGUGAUGCAGUCACUGGAGGGCAGAUCAUAGAUCAAGUUAAAAAACUUUCCAAGAAAAUCUUUGAGGAAAUGGUGAAUUUUGUAAAAAACAUGGAGAGUCUUGACACAAUGCUAGUGAAAAUAGAUGAGACCCUGGAGGCUAUUGUUGAGAAAUCGCAGGAAUUUGUAGACUCUCUCAAGUCAGAUUAUUUAGAUGCAAUGUUUGUCAAUAUCAAUCAUCUCUAUCGUAACUUUGUCACGGUCCUAAAGAACAUAGUUGACCGGAUCUCUGCCUUCGCUAUGGAGUUCAACAUGGUGUGCGACUACAUUAUAAAUGUGUUCAUGUAUGUAGUACAUCAGUUCAAUAAUAUGGUUCAUGGGGUUCUGCAGCAAGCUUCUGAGGAAGUUCAAGCCCACGUGACAGUCAGAGAUGGAAAGCUUGAGAUUGACCUUCCAUUUCACUUUCAACAGUAA
Messenger RNA from Pelmatolapia mariae (spotted tilapia), 10881 nucleotides. It is a transcript of the gene apobb.1, whose product is annotated as apolipoprotein Bb, tandem duplicate 1. Bases 1 to 10881 code for a protein of 3626 amino acids. Lineage: Eukaryota; Metazoa; Chordata; Actinopteri; Cichliformes; Cichlidae. The transcript has 31 exons. The record is from RefSeq and is a predicted model, not a curated record. Gene Ontology annotation, cellular component: mature chylomicron; very-low-density lipoprotein particle; low-density lipoprotein particle. Gene Ontology annotation, biological process: cholesterol homeostasis; cholesterol transport; lipoprotein transport. Gene Ontology annotation, molecular function: cholesterol transfer activity; low-density lipoprotein particle receptor binding.